AUGGAGAAGGACGAGUCUAUCGCCGUCACCACGGGUGCGAUGGUGGACGAGACUGCGCCUGAUGAGAAGCUCAAGAAGCUGCGUGACCUCAAGGACCACCACCACUGGGAUCCUAACCUGCCAGAGGAUGUUGCCGAGGAACUCGUUGAGGCCUUACAUACAUCCGACAAGCGUACCCAAGAGGUCAUCGCCCAGGAGCUCCUGGAAAAUUCCCCUUACCCCGAGGUUCGCUCCGCCGUGUCCAACAUCGAUGAGGGUGGAUCUGUCAACACUAUUCGCGCCUGGGUGAUUGGUCUUCUAUUUGCGACCAUCGGUUCUUCCCUCAACAUGCUGUUCUCCAUGCGCCAGCCCUACAUCGUCAUCCCCUCAUACAUUGCACAAGUUGUCGCCUACCCAGUGGGAAAGGCAUGGGAAGCAUGGAUGCCCAAUUACACCUUCAACUUCUUUGGCUACAAAGCCGAGCUGAACCCGGGUGUGUUCACAAAGAAAGAACAUACAAUUGCCGUUAUUAUGGCAAACGCCACAUUCGGUGGUGGCGCCGCCUACGCGACGGAUGUCCUCUUGGCUCAACGUGCUUUCUAUGUGCAAAACUUCGGUUGGGGUUUCGAAAUCCUUAUGUGUAUCUCCACUCAGAUGAUGGGUUUCGGCAUGGCUGGAUUCUUCACCCGCUUCCUGGUACAGCCCUCCGCCAUGAUCUGGCCCUCCACGCUGAUCAAUACCUCACUCUUUACUGCGCUGCACGAUCGCACCAAGCCUGAUCCCGAAAGUGUUGCUGGCUGGAAGAUCGGCAAAUAUCAGAUGUUCCUGUGCGCCAUGAUCGGCUCUUUCUGUUGGUACUGGUUCCCCGGAUACAUUGCGCCAUUUCUGAGUGUCUUUGCCUGGGUCACCUGGAUCAAGCCGCAGAACGCUGUCAUCAAUCAGCUCUUUGGUGGAGUGACCGGCCUUUCACUUAUCCCAAUGACAUUUGACUGGACUCAGAUCUCUGGAUUCAACUUCAGCCCCCUCAUCGCACCUUGGUAUGCGAUCUCUAAUACGAUGAUCGGCAUGUUCCUCUGGUUCUGGAUCAUCACCCCUGCCAUUCAGUACUCUAAUCUGUUCUACGCCCAGCACCUACCCAUAAGCGACUCUAAUAGUUACGACAACACUGGAAAACUAUACAAGGUCGCCAACAUUCUCACCCCAGAGUUUACCUUUGACAACGCGAAAUACUCGAACUAUUCCCCACUUUUCCUGUCGACGACCUUCAUGAUAUCCUAUGGCCUAUCAUUUGCCAGCAUCGUUGCUGUGCUCGUUCACACCGGUCUUUUUCAUGGUACGGAUAUUUGGAGUCGAUUCCGUCACGUCGGAAAGGAGGAGGAAGAUAUCCAUGGCCGUCUUAUGAGUCGCUAUGCUACGGUUCCCAUCUGGUGGUACUUGGGUGUGUUUCUGGCCAUGACCGCAAUCGGUUUUGGUGUUAUCUUAGGCUACCCUACGAACAUGAGCUGGUGGUCCUUCAUAAUCGCCCUUCUCAUUUCCGCUGUUUGGUUUGUUCCUAUCGGCAUUGUCAAGGCUGCCACCAACAUCGACAUCGGCCUUAACGUGAUCACCGAGUUCAUCAUCGGUUAUAUGCAGCCUGGUAAACCCAUGGCCAUGAUGCUAUUCAAGACCUACGGUUAUAUUACCAUGUACCAGGGAAUGUACUUCACACAGGAUUUGAAAAUUGGCCACUAUAUGAAAAUUCCUCCCCGUGUUACUUUCAUGGCCCAGAUGGUCGCUUGCCUGUGGUCAUCCCUAGUCCAAAUCGCCACCAUGAACUGGGCUCUUGGUGCAAUCAAGGACGUAUGCAAGCAGUCCCAGCCUAACCACUUCGUCUGCCCUAAUGGUCGUGUGUUCUUCAACGCCUCCGUUAUCUGGGGCGUCAUCGGACCCGCGCGGAUAUUCUCUGUGGGGCAGCUAUACGCGCCCCUUAUGUUCUUCUUCCUCGCCGGCGGCAUCCUCCCCGUCCUGAUCUACCUCGGUGUCCGUUUCUUCCCCAGGAGUCCCAUCAAGUAUCUCAGUGCCCCUAUCAUCUUCGGUGGCGCCGGUUUGAUUCCUCCCGCUACCCCUCUGAACUAUCUCAGCUGGGGUAUUGUCGGGUUCGUCUUCAACAAGUUCAUUCGUGACCGCUGGCGUGGGUGGUGGAUGCAAUACAACUACGUCCUGUCCGCUGGUCUGGAUGUCGGUCUCGCUCUGUGCACCAUUCUCAUCUUCUUCACCCUCAACUUGACCAAAACCGACUUCCCCGAAUGGUGGGGCACCAGGAUCACCACCAGCACCCUGGACAUGACUGAUUCCGCUAUUCGGGAUCCUGUCCCUACGGGCAAGACCUUUGGUCCCACCACAUGGUAA
This is a messenger RNA of Penicillium verrucosum, 2367 nucleotides long. RefSeq names its product small oligopeptide transporter, OPT family (gene optB). Gene Ontology annotation, biological process: transmembrane transport. The transcript has 2 exons. The record is from RefSeq and is a predicted model, not a curated record. NCBI's taxonomy places the organism in Eukaryota, Fungi, Ascomycota, Eurotiomycetes, Eurotiales, Aspergillaceae. Gene Ontology annotation, molecular function: oligopeptide transmembrane transporter activity. The coding region runs from base 1 to 2367 and encodes 788 amino acids.